AUGAAAAAUGUUAGGAACAGGAAAAGAGGUGAACCAAAUCGUUGUUUUGAGUGUGGUGCACUUGAUCAUAUUCGCUCGCAUUGUCCUAAGCUUGGGAGAGGCAAGAAGGAAGAUGAUUGUAAAGUCAAAGAUGAUGACGUGAAGAAGAAGAAGAGCAUGAAGGAGAAGGAGAAGAAGAAGCAUUGCAUGCAGUGGUUAAUCCAAGAACUCAUAAAAGUUUUUUAUGAAUUGGAAGAUGAAGAUGAGGGCAAAGAGUCCCGCGCAAUCGGAAAGUACAUCCUCCGCAAUUACAAGACGAGCGAGGUCGAUCUACUCCGUGAAGGUAACCUCAAGGAGGCAGCCAUGGUGGAUCUCUGGACCGAGGUGGAGACGCACCAAUUUAAUCCAGCACUAUCGCCAAUCAUGUUCCAGUGCAUCAUCAACCCGGCCUUGCAUGGCAUCCCAACCAACCAGAAGAUCGUGGAUGAGACUGUGGAGAAGUUGAAGAAGGUGCUGGAGGUGUACGAGGCACAUCUAUCGGAGAACACAUACCUCGCCGGAGAAUUCGUUAGCUUUGCCAAUAUUUCUGAGCAUGUGCAUUUGAUACAAUAA
Molecule: messenger RNA, 591 nt
Organism: Oryza sativa Japonica Group (Japanese rice)
Lineage: Eukaryota; Viridiplantae; Streptophyta; Magnoliopsida; Poales; Poaceae
Source: RefSeq, a predicted model, not a curated record